Molecule: messenger RNA, 1499 nt
Organism: Dryobates pubescens (Downy woodpecker)
Lineage: Eukaryota; Metazoa; Chordata; Aves; Piciformes; Picidae
Gene: PHKG1
Product: phosphorylase kinase catalytic subunit gamma 1
Exons: 10
Coding region: 285-1451 (388 amino acids)
Biological process (GO): protein phosphorylation; glycogen biosynthetic process
Cellular component (GO): phosphorylase kinase complex
Molecular function (GO): ATP binding; calmodulin binding; phosphorylase kinase activity
Source: RefSeq, a predicted model, not a curated record
UGCCCCCCCCGGGCCGGCCGGCGGUGCCAAGCGGCGCUGCGCUUUAUUUUUGGCUCGGCGGCGGCAGAGCCGGGCGGUCCUGAGGGAGCAGCCUCAGGCGGGCGGCAGCUCCCCCGCGCCCAGGCCCUCCUCGGCCCACCGCGGCCUCAGCCCUUCGCCCGCCAGCGCCCGCCCCAGGCCCGGGGCCGGCGCGGGGGAACGCGCGGUGGCGGAGCCCGGCUGCCCGCGGCCAGCCCCUUUCCACCAGCAGACAAGGCCAGACUGCCCCCAGCCAGGAGCCAGAGAUGACCAAGGAAGAAGAGCUACCAGACUGGAACUCAUCCAAGGAGUUUUAUGAAAAAUAUGAGCCAAAGGAGAUUUUGGGCAGGGGGGUGAGCAGCGUCGUCCGGCGGUGCAUCCACAAGAUCACCCGGCAGGAGUACGCCGUGAAGAUCAUCGACAUCACCGCGGGCAACAUCUCCCCCAAGGAGGUGCAGGAGCUGCGGGAAGCCACCGCUAAAGAGAUCGACAUCCUUCGGAAGGUCUCAGGCCACCCCAACGUCAUCCAGCUGAAGGACAGCUACGAAUCCAGCACCUUCUUCUUCUUGGUGUUUGACCUGAUGAGAAGAGGGGAGCUUUUUGACUACCUCACUGAAAAAGUCACCUUGAGUGAGAAGGAAACCAGGAAGAUCAUGCGUGCGCUGCUGGAAGUGAUCCAGUACCUCCACUCCAUCAACAUUGUCCACCGAGACCUGAAGCCAGAGAACAUCCUCCUGGAUGAUGACAUGAACAUUAAGCUGACAGACUUUGGCUUCUCCUGCCAGCUGCAUGAGAAUGAGAAGCUCAAAGAGAUCUGUGGCACACCUGGCUACCUGGCCCCCGAGAUCCUGCAGUGCUCCAUGGAUGACGAGCACCAAGGCUAUGGGAAGGAGGUUGAUAUGUGGAGCACCGGGGUGAUCAUGUACACCUUGCUGGCCGGCUCGCCCCCCUUCUGGCACCGCAAGCAGAUGCUGAUGCUGCGGAUGAUCAUGAACGGGGACUACAACUUCGGCUCUCCGGAGUGGGACGACCGCUCAGACACCGUCAAGGACCUCAUCUCCCGGUUCCUGGUGGUGGACCCACGGCAGCGGUACACGGCCAGCGAGGCGCUCGCCCACCCCUUCUUCCAGCAGUACGACGUGGAGGAGGUUCGGCACUUCAGCCCCUUCCGGAAGUUCAAGGUGAUCUGCCUGACGGUGCUGGCCUCGGUGCGGAUCUACUACCAGUACCGGCUGCUGAAGGCGGUCACCAGGGAGCUGGUGGUGCGCGACCCCUACGCCCUGAAGCCUGUCCGCAAGCUGAUCGACGCCUGCGCCUUCAGGACCUACCGGCACUGGGUGAAGAAGGGGGAGGCCCAGAACAGAGCUGCCCUCUUCGAGAACACCUGCAAGGCCAUUUUGCUGACCUUGGCAGCCGAGGAGGAGCUCUUCUGAGGGCUGCUGCCUAAGCUGGCUCAGUGGAGUAAAACAACUGAAAACCAA